Molecule: messenger RNA, 3055 nt
Organism: Harpegnathos saltator (Jerdon's jumping ant)
Lineage: Eukaryota; Metazoa; Arthropoda; Insecta; Hymenoptera; Formicidae
Exons: 9
Coding region: 1692-2873 (393 amino acids)
Biological process (GO): sensory perception of smell; detection of chemical stimulus involved in sensory perception of smell
Cellular component (GO): plasma membrane
Molecular function (GO): odorant binding; olfactory receptor activity
Source: RefSeq, a predicted model, not a curated record
UUCAAAAGGAAGGCAAAUGAGUUCCACAUGAAUUGAGUGAAAAUGCCAUUGUAAAUCGUUUGAAUAUCGCCAUGUCUUUGUUUGUCAGACAGAAAACAAAAAUUUUCUGUGGCGAAUUAUAACUGGAGAUGAAAAGUAGAUUUAUUUUGAUAAUCCAAAGCGAAAAAAAUCAUGGGUUGAUCCAGGACAACCAUCAACUUUGACACCAAAACGGGACAUUCAAGGUCACAAAACAAUGCUCUGUAUUUAGUAGGAUAUGGAAGGUGUGGUGUACUAUGAGCUUCUAAAACUGAAUGAAACAGUUAUUCUCGCGGCGAGUUUAAGGGGAAAAGCGUGGGCGGUUUUAGAAGGAAUGGAAGAAGAAUUCACUUAUCAGGAGAUUAGGGCUAAGCUAGAGUUUUGUUUCGGGGAGCAAUUUUGUUUUCAGAAAUUACGGGGGAGCGAUAUCAACAACAAUCGAACAAAUUGAAUGAUGAAUUGACGCAGAAAAGGUCAGCGAUAGCCAGCAAUAGAAGCAAGUGAUUUUGCACGUGAUUGCUUGUCCUUAUGUUGCUUCAAUCGUUAAACAAACAUUGUUAGAGCUCGAAUGGGAAAUCCUCCCGCAUUUAGCAUACUCUCCAGACCUAGUACCGUCUGAUUACCAUCUAUUCUGAUCGAUGCAACACGCUUUGGCAGAUACACACUUCAGUAAUUACGAGGAUGUGCAAAGAUGGGUGUCUAAUUGGAUUGCUUCGAAAGACAGACGACGUUCUAUUGUCGCGGAAUCGCUAUGUUGUCAGAAAGAUGAGAAAAAGUCGUAGCUAACGACGUAGCUAAAUAUCUUGAUUGACGUGAAUUUAACCUAAUUUCUUUAAAAUAAAGAUAAACAAAUUGACAAAAUAAGGCCAGGAUUAAUUCAACCUCUUAAUACAACGACGACCGUUUCUUCCUCGGAAGCAACGUCACUGUUGACGCGAUAGGGAUUAUCGCGAUGAGAGAUACAAAACGAUGUAGUCAUUUUGUAACGCCUUCGACAUUUACGGCGAUAAAAUUCGUGUCCAAAAUACACACACAGCCAUUCAUCCACACUCACUUACACCACAUAUUCCUAAUCAAACAGUCUCACACGUAUCUAGCCGACUGAUAGGUGUUUGAUGUUAUCGUGCAAGCUGGUUCCCCGAGCGAUUCGUCGCUCUUUUCGCGCAUGGUAACGACGGAUAUGGUCUUCGGAGGGGGAGGGGGGGGGGAAGUAGCAACACGCGACGGUCUGCCACGCAAACAGCCAUUAUUAAGCUGAGGGACAGUCCAUCCGCGUGGCACGCGCGUAAACACACGUUGCGACACUGUUGUGUCGUUCCUCGUCGCGGGAAAACCAACAGCGGUUCCCGUACGGAACGUGCAAUUUGGUUGCAAUUUUGCGCUGCAGUCGGCGUCUCCAUGGUUUAUGCAGCGCGAUAGUCGCCAAUGACUCAUCUAAUUCCGCUUUAAAGACCGCUCGGUCGUGAGCUAAUUCACAAAUUGCCCUUCCGAUAUACGAUUUCUCGUAAUUCGCCGUCUAUUAUCGUCGUUACGAUGCGGAAAAUGAACGUAAAGCGUAAAGCGAGAUUGUAAGAGCCGAUAAAAUAUUCCGCCGAGGGUGCAGGUAAUGCAGCCGCGUAAUAAUCCCGGCGAGCGUGCGUGCGUGCGCAAAAUCACGACGACUGCCGAUCGGGAUGGACUUCUUCGACAAUGAGUAUUACGGGCUCACCCGACAUCUCAUGACGUUGAUCGGCCUGUGGCCUUAUCAGACACCGAUGUGCCGUGUCGUCCGAUUGUGCUGCAUGACCGUCGUUCUCGUUUCGUCCAUACUGUUUCAGUGCAUGGUGUUUGUCACGAACGAGUACACAGUACCGCUAUUCAUCGAGGUUUUCUCGUUUAAUAUUCUCUGUAUAAUUUAUGCGCUGAAAUAUAAUACGGUGUACUUUAAGGCGAAUCAUGUGAAACAGCUCUUUAAUCAGAUCCAACAUCACUGGAACUUAAUCGAAAACGUGGACGAAUUGAAAAUACUACAGAAGUAUGCGAGUAAGAUCAGAUUUUUCACGAUCUUCUCUGGAUCGAUUGUUUAUCCAGGAACACUCGCAUUUUUUUUGACGAUGUUCGUGCCAAUUGUGCUCGACAUUGUGGCGCCUAUGGAUGAGCCACGUCCGCGACAAUUUCCGAUACAGCUGGAAUUAUUUAUUGACCAACAGAAACAUUUCUAUCUUCUUUGUAUUAUCAUUAUGAUAUCCGGUUUGUUAGGCAUGACGGUGCUCAUGGCGACGGAAAAUAUGUUUAUGAUAUUUAUGCAGCACGCUUGUGGAUUGUUCGAAAUUGUCAGCUAUCGCAUAACAUGCGCAUUCGACAAAUAUUCGCCGAAAACAACACCGUCGAAAAAUGAAUGGAGAGUUUGUGUUAAGUUAUUGAACGCUUGUAACAUUCACCAGCAAUGUUUGGAAUUCGUCGAGAAUGUACAAAGUAAAUUCGCAGCAUCCUAUUUAGUUCUAUGCAUAUUAGGCGUGGCGUCCUUGAGUGUCAAUAUGUUUCGCCUUUUUCUGGCGUUUGCAAUGCAUAAUGUGUCCGAAAUUAUUACUUCCGGCUUAUUCGUGUACGCCCACUUUUGUUACGUUUUUUGGAUGAACUAUUUCGGGCAGGAUCUGAUUGAUCAUAGCGAAUGCUUAUUUCAACAAAUAUGCAAUACGCAGUGGUGCACAGCACCGUUAUACGUGCAGAAAUUGUUAUUCAUCGUAUUACAACGAAGUAUGAAGACGAGCAAAGUCAUCAUCGGCAGUUUAUUCGUUGCAUCGUUAGAAGGUUUUGCCUCGCUCACUAGUAUGUCGUUGUCUUAUUGUAUGUUUAUAUACUCGACCAGCAAUUGAAACACACAACGACGAUUAUAGACCAGUGCAAAUGUAGACAUUGUUCUGAAAUCACCCGCAAGUGUGAAUAUAUUAGCAUCGACGAUAGCGAGAAACGAUCGGAUCUCAUCUGAUGACAAAAUUUGAAGUACGGAUAAAACGAAAUGUAUAUGAAAUAAACACAGUACAAUAUAUAUUAUGCA